Messenger RNA from Chelonoidis abingdonii (Abingdon island giant tortoise), 2310 nucleotides. Lineage: Eukaryota; Metazoa; Chordata; Testudines; Testudinidae. The record is from RefSeq and is a predicted model, not a curated record.
UUGGCCUUUCCGCAGUCCGUAGACCGAGCACAGCUUCCUUAGCAACCGGCGGGACUGGAGGUGUCGCUGCGACCGAGUCGACUGCUGACGCUCCCAUCAACUCCACCUACGCUUCUCGCGCCAGUGGAGUACCGGCGUCGACAGGAGAGUGCUCGGCAGUUGAUUUAUCGCAUCUUCACUAGACGCAAUAAAUCGACCUCCACUGAAUCGAUCACUCUGGAGGUGUCACUCUAGCAGAGUGGUAAAGGACAACAAUGCAGGAAACAAAGAGAUGUGGAGGUGUGUGUUUGAAAAAUGGAGUGAUUGGAAUUUAUGAUAAAAGAAUGUCAUCAGGUUUCCAAAUAAAACCAAAGACUGCAAUACAUAAAAGCAAAACAUCUUCGUCUCCGUCAUCUAGUUCUCUAGACCUUGCGAUUAAGCCACAACAAAGGCCUAGUGAUAAACUUAACCCCAAAACUAUUGAUCCGUUUGGGGAUCAUUCAAAAGCUCCUUCUGCGUUUUCUGCCAUUUAUUCUAAAGGUGGUAUACCGUGCAGGUUGGUUCAUGGCUCAGUAAAACACAAAUUACAGUGGGAAUGUCUUCCUGAAACUCUUCCAUUUGAUCCUCUUCUUAUUACUUUAGCUGAGGGUCUAAGAGAGACAAAACACCCAUAUACAUUUGUAUCAAAGGAGGGCUUUAAGGAAUUACUCUUGGUUGAAGAUGCUACUGAAAAAGCAAUUCCCUUGUUGCCUCGUCUGAUUCCAGUGUUAAAGGCUGCUCUGGCCCAUUCAAAUGGUGAAGUAUUUGAAAGAGGAUUGAAUGCUUUGAUACAGCUGAGUGCCAUUGUUGGCCCUGCUCUUAAUGAUCAGCUGAAACACCUACUCACAAGUAUUUCAAAGAGGUUAAUGGACAAGAAAUUCAAAGAGCAGAUCACUGUUGCGUUACAAAAGCUAGAGCAAUAUGGUGGAAAGGAGAGUGUAGGUAUCAUCAAAUCUAAAAUUCCAACCUAUUGUUCCAUCUCCUCUUGAACGAGAGACCCAUCUAGUCAUUUACACUGCAUGGUGUGGUUGUGGGCGUCAAAAGCUGACUGUGGAUGCUGUUGGAAUUUCCUUAUGGUACAAUUUAUUCUAAUAAAACUAACCACAAACAUUUUGUAAUCUGGUUUGGGAGAAAAAUGAAGGUUAAGUGAAUUGUGUCCAUAAUAUCUUGUAAUUAUGGCAAUCAGUUAUAUCAAUCUGUUUGUGUAUCCAGUCUUAUAUUACAGUUACAGUCAACAAUUGGUUAUCUUCCAUUAAUUGUUUCAGCUGUAAACAAAGUAAAUGUUAAUUCAUUUUUGCUGUACAUUCUUGUUUCCUUAAAUAAUUCUGCCAAACUUACUGUGUUUAUCAGAUGUUACAUAAAAGGUAGAAUUUGAUUGUAAUUAUUAAUUAAGCAAUAACUAACUCCCUGCUAAAGUGCAUAUACAUAUUUAUUCUACAUAGGUAAAACUUGCAAUGAUUUCUUUCCAUGAUGAGUGUUACAGAGAUGAAAAUGUGAGUUUUCUGUUACAAAAGAACUGAUUUAAAACUAGUUGUACAGUGUUGCUCCAGUAGUGUAAAUAGUGUAAAAUAAUCAGGUGUUGAUAUUGGAAUACUGUUUUUCAUAUUCCAUCCCAGUAACCCUUUAUUUUGAAAACUGUCACAUUGGGAACUUAAAUCUUAGCACAGUACUGAAUUAACAGUUUCAUACUUAAUUCAGAUGCGUCUAUUGAAACAGUAAAUCCAUUUGGUUAAAGAAAUGCCUGUAGUCUAGUAUUUUUUCAAAAAACAAAAACAUUCUGCUUGUUUUUCUUUCUUGUAUUUUAUUUUUAUAUAUAGAAUUUUUUCAUUUAUUUUUUGUACAAAAUGUGCACAUUUAGUUUAUGCAAACACACUACAGCAAAUUUCAGGUGUACAUGUAUUGUACUACUCUUAUUCCUACACUGGUGAUAGCAGAGCAGCCUUCAGCAUUCCAUCUCUACACCAGAAUAGAUACCUGAUUUUAUUUUUGCAAAAUAAUGGUUGCAGCAUUCUUUCUACUCUAGUAGCCUCUUCACAUCUUUUGUGCAGAAAUGUCACAAUAAAGACUGGCAUAUGUUCAGUAGCAUUUCAAAAUAUUGGCCUGGAAUCACUGAAAACAAUAGUAUAGUAAUUUUUAUUUCUUAAUUGUGAUGGGGGAAAGAUAAUCCAUUUUAAUCUUUCAAAUGUGUGUACUUAUGUUUUUCUAGGUCCAGAAUUAAAGCUGUUACUACUUUGGUAGAAUUAAUGUUCCUCAAAAAUGUAAUAGUACUGCUUAUAAACCACACUGGGAAUA